CUUAUAAAAAAUGAGUGAUAUUUAAGAAUUAAUAGAUGAUUUUAAAAAAGUGCAAAUCAAAGAUGAUAAUCGAGAAGAUGAGUAAAAAGAAUAAAAAAUUGAAAAACAAGAGAAAUAAGAUGAAUCAAAUGAUAAAAUAUUGCAGAAAGAAUAAAGUGAAAAAUAAUAAGAAUAAGAAUUAAUCGAAGAAAAUAAAAACAAUACAGAAGCUUAAAUAGAUGAAUAAAAAUAAGAAGAAUUUAAAAUGAAAUAAUAAGAAAAAGAAUUAGAAGAAGCUUUAAAAAAUCAAUUAGUUAUUUAGGAUUAAAAAGAAGAAAAAAAAAAGGAAAAUCCUAAGUCUGGUGAAGAAGAACAAACCAUAAUAAAAGGUACAAUGAGAAGUGAUGGCACAAUGAGAAAAGACAUAAAAGUAAGAGCUGGAUACAAGAAUGCUGAUAUGAUUUAAAGAUAUGUGAUACCCUAAAAAAGAAAAUGA
Paramecium sonneborni is the source of this 475-nucleotide messenger RNA. Lineage: Eukaryota; Ciliophora; Oligohymenophorea; Peniculida; Parameciidae. The record is from the annotation of a GenBank genome assembly.